Molecule: messenger RNA, 843 nt
Organism: Aricia agestis (brown argus)
Lineage: Eukaryota; Metazoa; Arthropoda; Insecta; Lepidoptera; Lycaenidae
Product: proteasome subunit beta type-2-like
Exons: 4
Coding region: 62-676 (204 amino acids)
Cellular component (GO): proteasome core complex
Source: RefSeq, a predicted model, not a curated record
UACACAUUUGAAUGCUUUUCACACGUCUUUAUUUUUAUUUUUGCUAAUCUUUUACAAAAGCAUGGAUUUUCGCGGCUCGCAGUGUCUUCUAGGCAUGCAGUGUGAUCAUUUUGUCAUGAUCGCGGCGGACAAGACCAACACACAGAGUAUUUUUAUAUCAGAUCAAGACUCAGACAAGAUCCAUGCGUUAUCGGACAACUUGAUGAUGGGAGUGAUCGGCGAUCAGGGGUCUGUGGCCCAACUGUGCCAGUACAUCCGCGGUAACAUGGAGCUGUAUAGAAAGAGGAACAGCUACGGCUUGGACAUGGCUGCCGGUGUGCACUUCAUCAGGAGAACCUUGAGCGAAUCCCUGCGAAGUCCGGCUCCAAUCCUAGUAAAUUCUCUCGUGGGUGGGUUCGACAGGACCGGUCCAAGUCUGUACACGAUGGAUCUCCUGGCGGCACGCGUGAGGGCCAAGUACGCGGCACAGGGCGUGGCUGGGUACCUCUGCAUCAGUAUAUUGGCGAAGGAUCAUAAGCCUAACUUAUCCAUCUACCGGGCGCAUCUGGUGAUCCAAUCCUGCGUCCGUGAGAUCCACAAGCGCUAUAUCCUCAACCUGCCGGCUUUUGGCGUGAAGGCCAUCACCAGGAGAGGCGUCAUGGUGCUCCCUGAUAUCACGGCUGCUACCCUCGCCUAGUGAUCGCUACAUACGGCGUGAGUUUGCAGAGUCGCUUAUGCAAGUGUCAAAAUGACCAAUGACCUGAAUUUGCGAAUGUGAGCACCGGCCACCGCGUAAGUGUUUGGUAACUUGGGAGCUUAGACUAUUGCAGUGACUCAGUAUUAGCGUAGCGCGAAGUCAUAUAA